AGGGAGAAGCAGCAGAAGAAGAAGAAGCAGAAGACAGUCUUAUUAGCUGUUUUGUUGCAGCCAUGCGUUUUAGCUAACAAAAUAGUUCAUUUAAAACAUCAUAUUUAUUUCUGAAUGUAACGUGAGGAAGAAGAGAGUCUUUACUACAGCGGUGUGUCUCGUUUUAAGGUGAUGCCAUGCUCUUGGAGCCCGCCGCAGCUGAAGAUCGAAGCGUUUGACCAAUAAAAGCCGCCAUCACUGCCGCCGCCGCCGCCACCAUGGGGACGACGAUGAGCGAGCCGUGUAUCUACGACAAGCUGUCCGAGAGCAUCGACAUCCUCCGCCAGUCGGGAUACCGCUACGGGAUGUCGGAGAGGGAGAUCGAGAGGUUCAUCAAGAGGGUUCUGGAGACCAACGAGCCCAGGAGAGAGCCGCCUCAGUUCCCCAUCCUGAGAGCCACCAUCAAGUUUGUGGUGGCAGUGGGCUUCCUGCUGGUGGUGGUCCUGGCCUUCACGUAUCCUCAGAGCGCCCCGCAGCUGGGUCUGGUCAACCUGGGCUGUUACAACUGGUCGUCCCCCCUCAGUCACGUCCGACUGCUGUCGCUGCCCAUCGCCAAGAAAUACAACCUGCAAGGUUUCCAUGAAUGGUGGAGUGCCGGCUCUCUCAGGAGUCUGGUCAACUGUUCGGGCUGUGCAGAGAUCUCCUCGGUGCUCGAAGUCCCAGAGAGCCUCAGAGGUACCGUGGCUGUGCGACGGGGGCCACAGCUCGUCCUGCUGAAGGGUGGGGAGUCUCUCAGCGUCCAGCGGCAGCAGCUUGAGGAGCUUUAUUUGGCUCAUUCAGGCUCCAUGUCCAUUCUGCUGGAGGAGGAUGACAGCCUGCAGAACCACAACCACGGCCUUCCCCAAGGACCCGCCAACUUCACCCUGCUCUGGAGGUUCAGCUCCGGGACCAGAGAGAAGGUGUUGCGGUGGCUUUUCCCGAAGGCAGAGCUCUGCCCCCUGCUGGACAGUGCAGGGACCAUCCUGCAGCGCUGUCUGGUCACCCACAGCACAAACUCCCAGAGCAAGGGUGUGGGCGUGUUGGGCUGGCUGGUGGUGGGCGAGGGGCUGCCGACAGUUCGAGUUCUGCCCGUUCAACGCUGCCAGAAACACUGCAGCUCCUUCAACCUGUGGCUGACACCUGGAGACAUGGUGUACGCCGACCCUCGGUACUGGCAGAUGGAGCUCUUCCCGGGUCGAGGCCAGAACAUCAUCUGUGACGGGUCGGCCUUUUAACGUUCAGACGGAGCGAAGCGAAGAAACAAAGAGGACAGAGUUCAGGACCAGGAACUCGCAACAUCAGCUGUGAAUGUUAGACUUCCUGCUGUGAGGCGUUUUUUGGAGCUGGUCGGCCUUUAACGUGGCCCCUGCCCAUCGUUGCCUUAUUAUACCUCUCCCCCUCCCGUCUUUUUUUUCCUUGACGCUGCUCUCUUCUUGAUAAUCCUCCCAGAGUCCCUCGGACAACUGAAAACAACUGCACACAUGACUUCAGUUUAGGGGGGGAGAGAAAAAAAAAAGGAACCUUCUGCUGGGCUCGAGGGGUCAGAGGAUUGAGAAAUGACUUUGUGACUUUGUCCUCGUGUUGAACAGCAGAUCAUCUUCUUCUUCAUCAUCAUCAUCAUCAUCAGUCUGUAAAACUCUGCAGACGUUAUCAGCUCUCAGAUGUUCUGGAUGUGCUGUGCUUGUGCCAUAGCUUCAAGCAGAUCUCUAGCAAUUAAAAAACACAUAUAUAUAAUUUUCAUGUGUGCCUCCCUCUCUCUCUCAGAAAGUAGUGAAUAAUUGAUGAGAAGCCUUAUUCCAGAUCUCUGAAUUUACGCCCACAUCUACGAUUUAUUCAGUAAAUCAAAAACAGGACUUGUCAUGUGCUCAUUAAUGAUGAUUUCCAGAGCUGGUAAAAAGAAAAAAAGAAAAAAAGAGGUUCAAUCAGAGCUUCGUAGGUGGGAUUAAAAAUGGAGACAUCAUCAUUUUUGUGCCACAGCCAAUUAAAUAUUCUUUCUUUUAGGUUGACUGGCAGAAAUAUAUUUGACAUAUUUGUUAUAUUGACAUGACAAAUGAUUAUAUUGAAGGGUCUAAUACGUCAGAAAGUCAGAAAACUGCUAACAUGAACUCCACAUCAGAGUGAAGGAUGAUGAGACACUAAAUGGACAUAAUUAGAGCACCUGCAGCUGAUCCCACGUUAACUAGAGGCUCAAACUCCCCCCGUUCACUGUGUGGCAUUUAGUUUGUGUUAAUCUAAUUAAUAUAAACUACAUUUUAUGAGGACCUUAAAGGCAGUUCCUGCACUUAUACCUGAUUUUGAGGCUCAAUUGAUAUACUUACAUGAUGCAUAUUCUGGAAAUAAAUGAGCAUCCAGUCAGUUUAGAAUCACACUAAGUUUGGGAACUCUCAACGAGGACCUGCAGCUCGCUCUUUAAUCCGUCCCCAGCUGACAGCUUCACCUCGUUAGUUUUUUGCAGUGCUUUCUGGGAGCUUUUCAAAUAAUGUGAACGACUACCUGCUGAAGUUGUGAGACACACCUGCAGCUUCACCUGCUGCUCCUCAUCCAGUUCUUUUCUCAUAGUUAAAGGGUCAGUUUGCCUAAGUUAUAAAACCACUUUUUCUCUGCUGGUGUCUUUAACAGCAUAUUAAUCAUCAGUCUUCUGGCCCCAAAUACUAUAAAAGUUAAUUUGAUAUCAAAAGAAAAAGUAAAUUCACAACAGUGUAAUUCUGGGAAAUAUAAAUGUCUGUUUUAUUCAGAGAAACCUCUAAUAAAGAUCAUAUUUGAUGUUUCAUGAGUGCCUGUAUUUAAAAACUGCUACUCAGAAUUUCAAAAAAUAUAACAAAAUUGAAAAUUAGCGUUAAACAUAAUUAUGAUUUAAAACCUAGAACACAUUUUCAACAGUUUCUUAAUACUUUACUUUACUAUACAUACUAUACUUUCAUACUUUAAAAACAGUUCAAUACUUUUUAACCACAUCAUUAGUCUCAGUGAAAACUCUCUAGUGUUUUCUGAGGAUUAUUCAGAUUUCACACGGUCAAUUUCUGAAAGAUGUGAUGCUGCUGAAUUUUUUUUUUGUCAAUACAUUUUAAAACUAAAUUCCAGUUACUUUCAUUGUUUGUAGGUGGACCCAGAAAUCUUAAUAGCAGAUGCCUCAAAACCUGAAUAAAUGAAACCAAAUCUGUCUGACUGGAGAGAAAACACUCUGAGGGAGGAGAGAGAGAGCAAAUGUUUUUAUUAUUUGGGUGAACUGACCCUUUAACAACUAGUUACAACUCAAACCGAACACACACACACACACAUACACACAUGAAGCUUCAGAGACAGAAAGGAUUUUAUUUUUUAUCCUCUGUGUUGUCGAUCAGGAUCGAUCAGAAUUUUCUUUUUGAUAUUGAUUUUACGGACUGUUUCUCUAAUUUCUGUCAUUAUUUAUUGUUAUAAUAGGAUGUGUAUAU
Messenger RNA from Scomber scombrus (Atlantic mackerel), 3449 nucleotides. It is a transcript of the gene c3h6orf89, whose product is annotated as chromosome 3 C6orf89 homolog. Lineage: Eukaryota; Metazoa; Chordata; Actinopteri; Scombriformes; Scombridae. Bases 258 to 1253 code for a protein of 331 amino acids. The transcript has 8 exons. The record is from RefSeq and is a predicted model, not a curated record. Gene Ontology annotation, cellular component: nucleolus; Golgi membrane.